AUGUUAUCGAAGUCUCUCCAAGACCUCGGGGGGAACACGCUCGCCGCGGCCGUGGCUGGAUGCUGUCAGCCGGCCAUCUUCAACCCGAUGGAUUGUCUCCGAAUCCGCUGGCAGGUGGCGGGCAGUCCCGACCAAAGGAGCUUCCGGCGCUUCGCGCUGCACGUGGUGCGCUCGGAGGGCCUUUGGAAGGGCCUGUGGCGCCCGGGGCUGCCCACCAACAUGUGCGCCGUGGCAGUUUCACAGGGCUUGCGCAUGGGACUUUACCCAACAGCUCGUGAUGUGCUGCAGUUUGCCACAGGGCACCGGGAGAAGAGCAGCACUGCCAUGCUGGGAGCUGGAUUGACCGCUGGGUCCUUGGCCUAUUUCGUGGGUGCCCCCUUUUGGUUGGUGAAGACGCGGCAGCAAGCGCAGCGGCAGUUUGCAGCCGAGGGCCGGGCAUUAUUGGAGAUCUUCCCCGCCAAGUUCGGACCAGCCUACUGGCAAGGCUGCAGCCCACUGAUUGCGAGGGGUGCAUUGCUGACUGCUGGUCAGAUGUUCGGCUACGAUGGCACCAAAACCACGGCACGGAGGUGUGGCUUGCAAGAUGACCCUAUGCUUCAUGUUGCAGCGGCCGCCUGUGCUGGCUUCAGUGCUGCCACACUGUCAGCACCUGCUGAUGUCGUGAUGACCAGGUACCAAAGCAGCAGCGGCCAGACGCUCCUGCGGUGUGCGGGGCACGUGCUCGAAGAAGGAGGUCCUGCAGGCUUCUUCCGUGGUUGGACGGCGAAUUUCUUCAGGCUGGCUCCAACCUUCACUGUUGGAAGUCUCAUCUACGAGCAGUGCCGGCUUUUGCUGGGGCCCCGCCGCCGCACGCCCUCACGCUUGGCCGCCUCGAGGGGGCGCAAAACUGCCGAGUCGCAGGCCCCGCCGUGGCAUCGCCCGGUUCAUCGCUUGCUCUCCCUGUUCGGCUGCCGCCAAGGCUUUUGA
This is a messenger RNA of Durusdinium trenchii, 966 nucleotides long. The record is from the annotation of a GenBank genome assembly. NCBI's taxonomy places the organism in Eukaryota, Dinophyceae, Suessiales, Symbiodiniaceae.